Molecule: messenger RNA, 813 nt
Organism: Homalodisca vitripennis (glassy-winged sharpshooter)
Lineage: Eukaryota; Metazoa; Arthropoda; Insecta; Hemiptera; Cicadellidae
Exons: 2
Coding region: 1-813 (270 amino acids)
Source: RefSeq, a predicted model, not a curated record
AUGGACUCGUUCAAGAGGGAAGUGUUUACUGAAAUAAAGAACUAUACGUCGCAGAUAGAGGAAUUCAGGAAAGCUGUACAAUUCUUGUCUGACAAAGUCGAUGAAUCAAAUACUUUAAUUGCAAGUAUUAGGAAAGAAUACUCCGAAUUAAAAAAGGAGAAUGAAAUUAUUAAAUCCGAGAACAGAAAGCUUAAUGAAAAGGUAUACAUACUAGAAGACAAAGUCAAAGCUAUGGAACAAUACUCAAGACGGACGAAUUUAGAAAUUAGCGGAAUACCGGAGACUAAAGGGGAAAAUGUGUUAAGCUUGUUGAAGGAUGUUGGAUCAGCAGUUGGAAUAGAGUUACAUGAAUCUCAAGUGUCGGCGGUCCAUCGCAUACCGACUUUUAAAAAAGAGCGUCCUCCAUCAAUAGUUGUACAAUUCCUUACUAAAAUACAGAGGGAUGCUUGGAUACAAUGCUUUAGACAGAAAAGAACUCUAAUGGCAAGCGAGGUGCACCCAUCAUUCUCCAAGAACCGAGUCUUCAUCGGUGAACAUAUGUCGCCGGACAACAAGAUCUUCCUAGCUCAGUUGAAGGAGAAGUGCAGAGACGCAGGCUUUAAAUACGUCUGGUUCCGCGAAGGAAGAUUCUUCGUAAGAAAAAAUGACGGGGAAAAGUGCUACAAAAUAAGCAACCUACAGGAUCUAGAUAAAGUAAGCAACAUUCAUAGAGGAGCUCUGGCAAAACCAUACGACGAAGCCGUUUCCUCAAAAGGGAACUUGGAUGUUGUCGCUGUCCCAGAGCAAGGGAAAACUCCUUCUGAACCAGCAUAA